Messenger RNA from Hyaloscypha bicolor E, 501 nucleotides. RefSeq lists its product as uncharacterized. The coding region runs from base 1 to 501 and encodes 166 amino acids. The record is from RefSeq and is a predicted model, not a curated record. The transcript has 7 exons. NCBI's taxonomy places the organism in Eukaryota, Fungi, Ascomycota, Leotiomycetes, Helotiales, Hyaloscyphaceae.
AUGCCACCACCACCACCACCACCACCACCACCAUUUACCCUUCCACCUGACUCCAUCUCCACACAAACAAACCUCAUCAAUCACCUCCUACCACCACCACCACCACCAUUUACCCUUCCACCUGGUAAUAGCAGUGCUAAUUCAAAUGAAAAUAGACUCCAUCUCCACACAAACAAACCUCAUCAAUCACCUCCUGACUGGAGAUCGGUUGAAAGCACCACCACCACCACCAACACCAUCAUCACCAUCACAAUGGUUCGUCCGAAUACGGCACGCAACCGCGCCCGGGCUCGCGCUCGGAAGAUGAUCUUGGAGUCCCCGAACUGCCCCCCGGCGGUUCAAAACGCUGGCCGCGUCACCGCCGCAAUGGAGACUGCGCUCCGGGGCGUCAUUGACCCCAUGUACGCGGGCAACAUUGCCAACACGACGGUCCGGGGUGCUGCUCUCGCGGGAGCACAGGCUGCUGCUGCAACCUGGCCUCCAAAUGGCUUCCAGCUCUGA